Molecule: messenger RNA, 1281 nt
Organism: Schistocerca americana (American grasshopper)
Lineage: Eukaryota; Metazoa; Arthropoda; Insecta; Orthoptera; Acrididae
Gene: mRpS35
Product: 28S ribosomal protein S35, mitochondrial
Exons: 6
Coding region: 176-1207 (343 amino acids)
Biological process (GO): mitochondrial translation
Cellular component (GO): mitochondrial small ribosomal subunit
Molecular function (GO): structural constituent of ribosome
Source: RefSeq, a predicted model, not a curated record
CAAAGUUGGUUAAUACUAUUUCCUAUAAGGAUAUCUCAAACUUUUUGUGUUAGCAGCUCACAGCCAGUUUCUGGCGAGACGUAUCUAUUUGAGCUCGUGUACGUAGUGUAUUAUCUCUGCUAUAAGGAUUUUGAGCAUCCGUCACUCGUGUGUUUGUGUUUACAUUUGUGUUGUGAUGGCAGGAUUUGUUAGGUUAUGUGAUAAUGCCUGUCCAUUGCUUCAGGCUAGACUAGCUGCUUCUGAAGUAUGUGUUUUUGCGAGACGGCAGUAUUCUCAACGACAGCAAACAAGCGCUGAUGAUGAGUUCAGGGUGCUGAAUCUGGUACCAAAGAAGGAGCAAACAGAAUCCAGAAGAAAAAUUGUAAAACCAGAAGUACUGCCACCACGAAGCAACCAGCUAUCACCUGAUGCAGACUGGUCAAAUGUCUGGGUGGGCCCUCGAUCCUUCCAUCCUGCAGUUGUACCUCUGCCUGUUCGACAGGGGUAUGUUGAAAAAGGAGUUGUUCCAGGAAAAUAUGGAAAUGCUGAACUGAUGAAGAUUCCUAACUUUCUUCAUCUAACUCCUCCAGCAGUUAAAAAACAUUGCAAUGCACUUAAAAAGUUCUGUACUCCAUGGCCUGAAGAGUUGGACAGUGAUGAAAAGAUAGAACAGUAUUUUCCUUUAGAAGUAAUUUCAUCAGACUAUUGUCAUUCAUCACCAACAAUCCGGGAUCCCAAGGCUAGGAUAGUUACAAUUCGGGUGAAAGUUAAAAACUUUAGUUUAGAUGAUCAUGCAAAAGACAAAUUGCAGAGGCUUGUUCAAGAACGCUAUGAUGCCAAAACAGACGUUUUGACCAUUGCAGCAGAUCGUUGUCCACUGAAGAAACAGAAUUAUGAUUAUGCCAUGUAUCUUUUGACAGCAGUUGUACAUGAGUCUGUUAAAUUUGAGGACUGGGAAAAAGAGAAAACGGAAGCUGACAUGGAAUAUUAUAGAUGGGACACCAAUUUAUCUCGUCAUAGUAUUCUCAAACUUUUGAAAUGGCCAAACGGUGAUGUAGAAGACAUAAAUGAAGAUAUAUCAUCCAUUCCUAAUGUAUCUGAGUACAGGGAUGCUGUGUCAAACAUAUGGAAUGAAGGUGAGAAUGAGAAUACUCUUGCAAAAUACAAGGAGAUAACAAAGAAAAUUUUCUCACUUCCAGACAAGCAUGUUGUUGGUGUUACUGGAUGAAAAAAAUGGUUUUAUAGUUUUGUUACAUGAACACAAUGUGUAAAUAAUUAAAAAAUCAUUUCAUGAAAAAAUAA